CAGACAUCGGACGGAGGCAGAGAUGCCUCGUAGUUUGAAUCUGCUGCUUACUGCUGCACAUCUAUGAGCAGCAGUCUUUGCACAGGGCAUUGGAAAUACAGAUGGAGAGACAACACCUGAAUAUCGUCGUGUAGCAUCCUCAGUCUAGGAUUUGCUUCCUUUUUCUUUCACCUCACUAAGUUCAAUCAACCUAUCAAAGAUUUCCGCUCAGUGACGGCCACUGACAAUGAGUAGCGGCGCCAACAUCAAAGCUCUCUCUCAGAGCCGGAACGACACAGGUGUCAGCUCGAGUCUGCCUUUACCUCAAAGCAUGAUGCCUCUGCCAAAGAUGGAUCGCAAACAGCAGAAAACCUCCCUCCCCAAUCAGACAGUGCAGUAUCAGCACUCGGAAAGACGACAGUCUGCAUAUUCUUCAUCCCCUGCUUCCUCAGGUCCUGCAAACCUGGUGAAGGGUUCCACUUUGAAGAACCACCUGCUGCAGCAGAAGACUAGCAUGUACAAUCACAGAGGUUCAGCAGCUGCAGGGAGAACUGAUGGAGUAUGUUCAGCUUACAGCAGCCCUCAGGUACCAAAGAGGGAAGCUCCUCGCUCCAAGGACACAUUAGACCUUUGCAAUAGUACACUGACACAGAGGGCUUUGAGAGACCUGCAGUUAAGAAGAAAUACCAACAAGAACUGGACGUUUGGGAAGUAUCGUCAAAGACAUGUGGAGAAUGCAUGUCAGGGUGACACCUUACACCGUAUCACAGCUAAUCCUCAAUCAGUCCAGGGACGAGGGCGUCUUCUUUACACGAAAAGCAAGAAUGGCAAUGAGACAUCAGUUAUGUCUUCUUCUGGAUUAGAAAACGUAUCCAAAGAUGCAAGGAAAAGCCAGGAAAUUGGACGUUUUUUGGAAGAUACUGUCAACAGGAAACGGCAUUCAUCAUAUCAGACAUUCAACAUGGCACGCAGAUCAAGUGAGCCAGGAAAAGUCAACAUGGCAGCUGUUGCUCCCUUCAGGUUCCGAUUUCAGGUAAAUGAGGACACAGAAGCUGCGGCUGAUAAUCUGAGUGACUGCUCCUCUGACUCCAUGGAGGUCUGUUGUGAUGAUUUAGACCCUGAGUCGCAGAGGAAACGAACUGUGCAAAAUGUUCUAGAUCUCCGCCAGAACCUGGAGGAUACAAUGUCGAGCCUGAGAGGAUCACAGCUGAGCCACAGCUGUCUGGACAGUACUAAUGUGGGCUAUGACAGCGAUGAGACCAACGCUCGCAGCAUUUCCAGUAUGUCCAAUCGCUCCUCCCCUCUGUCCUGGCGUCACGGCCAGUCCAGUCCCCGUCUGCAGGCUGGGGAUGCCCCAUCCUCAACAGGCAGUGGAUUUCAGGGGGGCAAGAGUGCUUCCCCGUAUACAGCCCACACAAUGCCCGCUCGCUGCUCAAGCCGCCUCAGCAGCUCAUCCCGCAUUGAGCUCAUCGAAAAUCUUGAUGUUGAUGACCUCAAGUCUGGGUAUAUGAGUGACACUGAUCUUCAAGCGAAGACCCUGGAUGAUGAUGAUGACGUCAAUCUGGAUAACGGCUGGGAUGAGAGCAGUUCCAUCAGCAGUGGGCUCAGCGAUGGAGAUGGGGAUGGCUCGGAGAACCUCAGUUCAGAGGAGUUCAAUGCUGGCUUAUCUCUUAACUCCCUCCCCAGCACACCAUUGGGAACUCGACGCAGCUCAUCUGUUAUGCUUCGCACAGAUGCAGAAAAGCGCUCCCUGGUGGAGAGUGGUUUCUCAUGGUACAGUGAGGACGGCAAAGCCAGUCACAAGUUUAAUAGUGGCAGCUUUGACUCUGGAAGUCUCAAAACGGAAGCCCCAAGCAAGUGGAGGAAAAAACCUCCAAGUCUUGGGGAGGAUUUUGGAGUUAAAGGAGAAUUAAAGAAACCUCAAAGUUUUGGUCAGCCUGGUAGUUUGAAUAGAGGCAGAAAUCCUCCAGUCGGUGUGACGUCUCCCAUUACCCACACCUCACAGAGCAUGCUCAAAGUUGCAGCCCCUAAAAGUGAGAAGCCUCUGGACAAAUCUAAAAUUUCGGUCAAAACCGCUGGCCUGCAACGGUCUCGUUCAGAUGCUGGUAGGGAUCAUCAUGGGGAGCACCGCAAGCCACCAUCAGGAUUGCUCAAGCCCUCUGCUGUAGGCUCCUUUGGCUACAGGAAAACCCCAGCCGUCCCUGGUGCUGCAGCUGUCAUGACAGCAGAGGGCACCACCAUCCCCAGUGGCUCCUCCACUGUGGGAAAGGCCCCCAAGUCAUCUGGCAUCCCUGUGAAACCUGUGGGAGGGGGGACACCCACUGGUAGAAAGAAUAGUUUUGAUGCCAGCAGUGACCAGAGAUUCUUGGGACCAAAUGCCAGAAACAGCAUUCAGUACCGCAGCCUGCCUCGACCGGCCAAAUCCAGCACACUUAGUGUGAUUGGACGCCCAGCAACUCGGCCUAUCAGCAGCACCAUUGAUUCCAGCUUGUUGAGUUUGAAGCCUGUACCCAUUGCCUCCACAGGACCCCGCGUUAAAGAACAUAGUGUCUGCGGCAGUAAAACAACAAAUCGAACAAGUACAGGUCCAGUAAACCUGACAGACAGAGAAAAGGAGAAGGAAAGAGCCAAAGCCAAAGCUGUGAGCGUUGACAUUGACUGUAGUUCUUUAAAAAAAGAAAACAGCCAAUCAGAGUCCACAGGAGAAGCUGCUGUGAAGCUACAUGGCCUAAGACGGACCAGCAGCAGCAAAUACCCCGAGCUGUCCUCUCCAACAACACCAAGGUCUCUGGCUUCAACUUUUGUUACACAAAUUACAGAAAAGCAAAUCAAAAGAUCAAAACAUCUACGGAUGUUAAACUCUAAGGCUCUAGGUCGCCCGCCCAGUUUAGCUCAUCUAGACAAGGUCAAUUCCAACAGCCUUAACUCCUGUGUGAUGAUUCAGGACCUCCCACCCAAAGUCCCCCCAUACUCCAAGCUUCAGGAUUUAGCUGCUUCCCACCCUGCUCCUCGCCUCACCCCGAGCCCAGCACCUGUCCUUCAUAUGGAUUCUCCUGCCUACACCAGCGAACGUCUUGGUGGAUCCUCCUUGUUCUACCCUAAGCUAUCGGGCAUGCACCGCAGCCUAGAGUCCCUGCCCCUCCAGAUGAGUGUGCCCUCCAGCGCACGGCUUGUUACGACAGAAGCACGGGACAAAGAGGAGAGAAGCACAGGAACAUGGGGGGCCGGAAGCAGGACGUCCCUCAGCCUCUCGGAAAGUGUGCAAACAGACCGGAACACACUGCCAAAGAAAAGUUUAGAGUGUUUUGGCUCCAGCCUUCCAGAGGAUGAUGGAAACAAGCCAGGAAGGCGCCACUCCCACACCAUAGUGAGCAUGACUGAGAGUGACAGCCCUCCUCAGCUUCCUUCCCCCACUGGUCCUCCUCAGGCCUCCUCCAGUAAGGCUCCUCUCACAAACGUGGUUGCCCCAAUUUCCUGUGGCACCCCGAGGAUCUCUCGCUCCAGCAGCACAGGGCCUCCCACUGACUCAGCCUGUGAUCUCUAUGGAUCCUCCCCCCUGGGCAGCAGUAUGUCUCUGGCUGACCGGCCAAAAAGCAUGAUGAGGUCUGGUUCUUUCCGUGAACAGGGAGAUGAUGUGCAUGGCUCGGUUUUGUCUCUGGCCUCCAACGCUUCAUCCAACUACUCCUCGAAUGAGGAGAGGAUACAAGGGGAGCAAAUCCGAAAGCUGAGGAGAGAGCUGGAGUCCUCCCAGGAAAAGGUCGCCAAUUUGACCAUGCAGCUUUCUGCUAAUCUUGGCCAGGCUAAUCUUGUGGCAGCGUUUGAACAGAGUCUGGCACUGAUGACGGCACGCCUCCAGACACUGUCAGUCUCCUCAGAGCAAAAGGACUCUGAACUCACUCAACUAAAAGAUACCAUUGAGAUUCUAAAAGCCAAAAACACAGAGGCCCAGGAAAUUAUACAAAAUGCUCUCAGUAAUCCUGAGAUCACCCCUAAAGAGCUGCUGAUUAACCGCCAAAACUCCUCAGAGAGCAUCUCCAGCCUGAACAGCAACACAAGCCAUUCCAGCGUGGGGAGUCUGAAGGAGCUGGAGGCCAAGAAGAAGAAAAAGAAGAGCUGGGUUUUUGAGCUGCGGAGUUCCUUCAACAAAGCUUUUAGCAAGAAGGGAUCCAAAUCAGGAGCAUAUGCUGACAUUGAAGAGAUAGCCACCCCAGAAUCCUCACUGCCCUCCUCCCCCAAGGUUCACAAUAUCGACGAUAACCCUCAACAUUCUGCUAAAUCCUCUUCGUCAUCAUCCUCAGGGGUCUUUGAGGGCGGUGAGGGUAUGGAUGAAAAGGUUGUAACAGAACUGCGCUCUGAACUCUGGGAAAAGGAACGCAAGCUCACAGACAUUCGGCUGGAGGCCUUAAACUCCGCCCAUCAGCUAGAACAGCUGCAGGAAGCAAUGACCAACAUGCAGAGGACAGUCGAGAACCUGAAGGUUGAGAAUGAUCAGCUGAGGAUAGGUGGUCUGUCCCCCUGUCCAUCUCCUGGACCAUCCAGUUCUGUCUCUCAGUCUUCAAGCUUCAUGGCUCUGGGAAGUUCCUCCCCCAGGCAGUCCAUAUCUGUGAACAUGCCAAAGAGCUACAGCAGAGGGCUCAGUGAGGGAGGAGGCACAGCAGACAUUUUCUUUGCAGAUUCUCUCAGCCUUUCCUCACAGAGAGAUGAUCAUCGUGUCAGGGUGCUGGUUUGUGUUGCAGAUUUGCGCGUUUUCAAAGAUGAGGUGAAGCAGCAGGACUUCUUUAUCGGCACUGUCAGGGUGAAUGGAAGGAUGGACUGGGUCAUGCUUGACUCAGCUGUCAGCCAGGCUUUCAAGGUUUACAUAGCAAAAGUUGACCCAACGUCUAGUCUUGGCCUUUCUACAGAUUCCAUCUACAGUUACAGUAUGGGCCACAUCAAGAGAGUUCUGGGAGGAGAAGCCCCAGAGACUCAGCCUUCCCGCUGCAUGUCUCGAGGCCCCAGCAGCAUCACAGUGGCUCUAAAAGGUUUGAAAGAGAAAUGUGUGGACAGCCUGGUAUUUGAGACUCUCAUUCCCAAACCCAUGAUGCAACACUACAUCAGUCUCCUAUUAAAACACCGUCGUCUCAUCCUGUCUGGGCCAAGCGGGACCGGUAAAACCUACCUUGCCUCCCGGCUGGCUGAGUACCUGGUGGACCGCAGUGCCCGUGAAAUCACAGGCAGCAUUGUGGUCUCUUUCAACAUGCACCGCCAAUCAUGCAAGGACCUGCAGUUGUAUCUGUCUAAUUUGGCCAAUCAAAUAGAUCGAGAAAGCAGUGCAUCUGAAAUCCCACUGGUCGUUAUUUUGGAUGAUAUUCACGAUCCUGUUGCCAUCAGUGAACUCGUUAACGGAGCACUCACGUGCAAAUACCACAAAUGUCCUUACAUUAUUGGUACGAGCAACCAGCCGGUGAAAAUGACACCAAACCAUGGCUUACAUCUCAGCUUCAGGAUGGUGAUUUUCUCCAACAAUGUGGAACCUGCCAAUGGUUUUCUUGUGCGGUAUUUACACAGGAAGUUGAUGGAGUCUGAGGAUGAGAGGAAUUUAAACAAUGAGGACCUUAUCAGAGUGUUAGACUGGUUACCCAAACUGUGGUAUCAUUUGCAUGCAUUCCUUGAGAAGCACAGCACAUCAGACUUCCUAAUAGGCCCCUGCUUUUUCCUAUCCUGUCCCGUCACUGUGGAUGAGUUUCGAUCGUGGUUUAUCGACCUCUGGAAUUUUUCUAUUAUUCCUUAUCUACAAGAAGGUGCCAAGGAUGGCAUUAAGGUCCACGGACAGAAAGCGGUCUGGGAGGACCCAGUGGAGUGGGUGAGGGGCACCCUGCCAUGGCCGUCUGCCCAGCAGGACCAGGCAAAGCUUUUUCAUUUACCUCCUCCCAGCAUCAGCUCUUGCAGUCCAAGUCAACCCAGUGAGGACAGGCCUCACAAAGAGACGCCACCCAGCUCCAUGGAAUCUGAUCCUCUGAUGGCAAUGCUCUUGAAACUUCAAGAGGCUGCCAAUUACAUCGAAUCUCCAGACAAAGAAGACCCUGGCCUGCCCAACCUUUAAACACCAAGCUCUCAAUUAACACUGAACAUGUAUAAUUGAAUACAUUUUUUCUGUGCUGAAGGUGUGCACAGUUAGAAAGAGCACCUGCAGUUCGCAUCUGAUAUUAAGUAGUCCAGCUUUGACCUAUAAAAUCCAAAUUAUUGUAAUGGAUACAGGAUGAACAGUUUGUGUCUACAAACUCUGCAUGUCAUUCUACUGAAUUAUACUUAACACCUUUUCAGCCCUUGAUGCUCUUAGAUUGGUGCUAACUCAUUACUAUAAAAUCCAGUUUCUUAACGUUUUCACUUCAGGGGAUUUCUGCAAAAAACUUUGCAUUGCGGGACAUUUAGUUCCCAUCAAAUGGCGCUAUUCUUAACUUGUUUUGGAAAAGAGUAUGACAGCAUAACAGCCUAAUGUUCUUUGGUACUGUACAUAUCUACAGUUCAAGUAUUUAAAGGCCAAAUCUUUUACAUAUGCAAUCCUAAACUUAACAACCAGAGCAGGUGAAACAAGCAUGCCUUAAGAGCUAAGACAUUCGUGUCACCUCAACCCAACCAGAGCACUGGUGCUUUCAUCGUCAUGCAAAGCCGUUUAACAACAUUUCACCACAUUUUUCAAUUCAUCACAACCAGUUUUCCCUUGACUAAAGUUUGAAAAUUUGGUUUUAAGAGGAUGUUUAUAACAAAAGUCAUUCUUGUAAUUCCCAUUGAUUAUAAUUUUAUCAAAUAAACUUGCUGUCGUACUCUUUUGGAUAAAACACUUGUUUUUCAGAGAUGUGUGUUUAUCACUGCACACACCUCUUCUUUAACUUUCAUUCAUUUCACAUUGUACAAACUGUUGCAGCAAUGCUGCUUUAAAUGUCAGGUAUAUAAGAUACAACACAGGGAUGUCAUUAAAAAAGAACAUCUUAAAAAAACAUGACUAGAUGCUUACAAGUCAGUUUUCUGUUAAAUGUAUCUCAAAGAGCACAUUUGUUCAGAAUUUUGCCCUUCAACAUCUGUAUAUAUCAUGUACAGACAGUGAGACAUUACUUAAUGGACAUCAAUGGGUGCAAAUAUCUAGAGUUCUGAAUCAAACACUGUUUUUAGUCUUGCAUAUUGACUGUCAAAUUUGUGUGAUUUCAACUACGAAUGUAUAUAUAAAUAUAGGAGUAUAGAAACUGAAAAAAGAAACAACAUAACAGUAUCAUGUAGUGGGUGCUUUUAACAGAAGCCUUAUCAAAGAUUCACAGCAACACUUUUGACAGUGGCUUAGCCGAGUGGCCUAAAGCUGCCUGAAACCUGACUGAAACUCACCAAAUGUGUUCAAUCCCAUCAGUUAGGUUUGUUUGGUGCUCUUACAAAAGGCCCCUCACUGUUUUAGGACUGAAUAAGACUCACAUGCUCAUACAGGGUUGAUGUCUUAUAAGCGUUGUGUCAUUUUUGUCAAACACAACAUAGAAUUCAUGUCUUAAAUUAGUAGGAGGUGUUUUAGAAUAAGUGCUGAUGACAUUAAGAUGAUACAGUGAAGUGAUGUGAGACAUUGUGUGGUGUAUACCCAUGUCGAUGUUGUGCAAUACGCACAUGAAAUCACUUUGGAUACACAAAAUGAAUUGUAUUUAAAAGGAAUAAGUUUAAAACAUGUUCUAAGGCUUUACAAAGUGCUUUAGGUGCUGUUCUUUUUUGUUAAAGGGGCCUUGGGAAGUUUAUAAAAUGUGAAGAGACGUGUGUUGCAAGUGGUGUUUAAAAAAAAAAUCAAAUCAGUCGUCGUUUCAGUGUUCAGACAAAAGUUCACAUCAGUAAAUGAAUGUUAGUGUCCACUUUUACUGACAGCUUAAUAAGAUAGUGUAACCUUUUACAUUCAGUUUGUGCUGCAGGUCUCGCUCUGCAUGCGUCAGAUCAGUAACAUACAAACAAAAUAACAAAAAAUGAAAUAUAUUUAGGAGCAAAAUCAUUUAUCAAAAACAUGAAAUAGCUUAUUUAUUGUAAAUAUUUCAAAUAUGUGAUAAAAAUGCCGACCACUUUCUGAUCUUUCUGCUACAGAUUCAUUUCAUUGACUGGUUGUUGUGCCUGUUGCGCUGUAGCAGUGUUUUUUCUUUGCCUACUAGUGUUAUCAGGAUUUUGCAGCAACUUCUAUUAGUGUCAGCGAUCCAUCAGCGUCUUAGUAUCGCAAGCCACUGAGUUAUGUUUUCAUUUAGUAUUUUUGGAUAGUUCCCAAAUUUAGACAAACCACACCACAAAUGAAGCUUUUUCAGCUGGUGAGACAGCUUUUAAGGGAAGAACUAUUGCUUGGUGUGUCACUGAAGACAGGGUUUGUAAGACGUAUCAAAUCAUGCAAGCUGUUUGAUGUGCUUUGCACUUAAGAGUGACAGCAGAUGGCAUAUGUCUUACUUUAUGAGAAGUCAAAAUGAAAAUAAAAGAGAUUAAGAGCCAUGAGCCUUUUGUUGUUGGCCCAAAGCAGCUAUUUUUCUGCUGAUCUGCAUUGAGCAAAUCCAACACCAGAGAUUACUCUGGUAUCUAAGGCUAAUACAGGUUGCUUAAUCGUCAUACUGUGGCAAAGCUUGUGUUAAAAGAAAAAAUUAAUAAAGCUUAAUCUAUGCUUGCUGAUGUUGGAAGAUAAGGAGUUUCUAAGUGUUUCAAUUGCAUGUAAACUUGCUGUGUGAUGGGACAAAAAGAGAUGACACUAACAUUGUUUAAGGAAGUCAUUCUAGGUAAUGUUUUCUUUUGUAAUACUUAAAAUAUUUCUUUUUUUUUCUAAAGAAUCCUUUUUAAAACCUAAUUUCUCUAUUUUGUACAGAACAUGGUUGUAAAAAAGAAAAAAGAAAAGAAAAAGUGUAAAUACAGUGUUUCAGCGUUCUGGGUGCGGCAACAAUCAUUGAAGAAGAAAAAGCAACACUGUUGGUAGAGGAAUAUAUUUCUGAAAGGUUGGUUCCAAUAUGUGGAAAAGGCAUGCUUCUGAAGGCUCUCAUCCACCUGUCACUGUUUGUUGGAAUUAAUAAAAUACAUGUUACAUUUA
Messenger RNA from Oryzias latipes (Japanese medaka), 9034 nucleotides. The record is from RefSeq and is a predicted model, not a curated record. NCBI's taxonomy places the organism in Eukaryota, Metazoa, Chordata, Actinopteri, Beloniformes, Adrianichthyidae.